AUGUUGCGCCCCUAAUCGCCCACAUUCGUAUCUAAGAAGCACUCCAUUCCUUACCCAACAUCCUCGCCCACGGCAGACUUGCCAGCCCACCCCCCCCGAGUAUCAGUUGCCUCCCGCAUCCGCACCAUGAACGAAUUCGAGCGCGUUGGUAGACAUAUUGUCCGCACCUUCUACGAUCCCCUUCCAACCCUCGACUCGAACGCCCCGAUUUGGUGCCUGGGACAGCAGUACGACCUGAAACAUACCCCGCCAGCGUCGAAUCCGAGCUCUGGCUUGAGUCUCCCCAAAGCCGACUCUUCCGCGUCGCAUGUAGACCGCACAAGCGGACACGAGGAGGACAGCUGGAUACGGACAAGCCUCGAAGAGUCGGAGAGGAAGGAAUCACCAAACGGAGAAGACCCAUCGCAGUAUGGGGGCUGGCCCCAUCCCUUCCUCGACGACUUUGAAUCACGGAUAUGGAUGACGUAUCGGUCGGGUUUCGCUCCCAUACAGAAAUCGCAAGACCCCAAAGCAACAGCGGCCAUGAGUUUCCGGGUAAGGAUGCAGAACUUGGCUCAGUCGGCCUUCUCGUCCGACGCUGGAUUUGGGUGCAUGAUCCGCUCGGGGCAGUGUAUCCUAGCAAACGCUUUAUUGUCCCUGAAGCUUGGGCGGGAUUGGAGGCUUGGUGACUCAACGCCAGAGAAGAACCACCAUUCCAUCCUCUCCUUAUUUGCCGACGACCCCAAGGCACCCUUUUCAAUCCACCGAUUUGUUGAGCACGGAGCCGCGGUCUGUGGCAAAUACCCAGGCGAGUGGUUUGGUCCCUCAGCUACUGCUCGCUGUAUUCAAGACCUCGUGAACGCCCACAAGUCUGUAGGUCUACGAGUCUAUGUCUCCGGCGACGGCGCCGACGUGUACGAGGAAAAACUCAAGGCCGUAGCCAUAGAUGAAGAUGGAAAGUUUCAGCCUACUCUAAUCCUCGUAGGAACGCGCCUGGGAAUCGACAAGAUUACCCCAGUGUACUGGGAGGCUGUCAAGGCCUCGCUACAGAUGCCACAAUCUAUUGGGAUUGCAGGUGGCCGUCCUUCAGCAUCACACUACUUUGUCGGCACCCAAGGCAAUAUGUUCUUCUACCUUGACCCUCACUCAACCCGGCCCCUCCUACCAUACCAUACCGACCCAUCUGCCUACACAGCCGAAGACGUUGCCACGUGCCACACGCGCCGCCUCCGCCGCAUCGAGAUCCGGGAGAUGGAUCCCUCAAUGCUCAUCGCAUUCUUAGUCCAUGACGAAAACGAUUUCGAGCACUGGAAGGAGGGUAUGGUGUCGGUGCAAGGCAAGGCAAUUGUGCAUGUCAGUAAGAGCGAGCCACUAUCAAGGGGCCAGGCGCCUAGAGAGAGCGCUAUCGACGAGGUAGAGAGUUUCGAUGAGAGGGAUGAAGACGAAGGAGACACAGUAUUUUGAGGGUGUGGCCUACGAACCCAUGCAUGGUAGCUGACAUCUGGCGGACGACGCAAUAGGGUGAUUGGUCCCACUCUCAAGCCUUGUGUAGUCGUCCUGAAUCUGCAUCUCUAGGUGGGUAUGGAGUUAUUCUAGAAGUAUAUCCGCAAAUCCGCUCAUAUUAGGCGGGCAGUCAAAUAGUUUAGCAGCCAAACACGCAAGGCUUAACAGGGCCGACUUCCAAUACUCAGCAUGUA
Molecule: messenger RNA, 1676 nt
Organism: Lindgomyces ingoldianus
Lineage: Eukaryota; Fungi; Ascomycota; Dothideomycetes; Pleosporales; Lindgomycetaceae
Product: autophagy-related protein-like protein 4
Exons: 3
Coding region: 127-1443 (438 amino acids)
Molecular function (GO): protein-phosphatidylethanolamide deconjugating activity
Source: RefSeq, a predicted model, not a curated record